This is a messenger RNA of Engraulis encrasicolus (European anchovy), 1503 nucleotides long. RefSeq names its product required for excision 1-B domain containing (gene rex1bd). The record is from RefSeq and is a predicted model, not a curated record. Lineage: Eukaryota; Metazoa; Chordata; Actinopteri; Clupeiformes; Engraulidae. The transcript is spliced from 5 exons. Bases 63 to 551 code for a protein of 162 amino acids.
GCAUGUGAGUGCUGUUUGUGUUGACCAGUGUCUGUUGUGAAUUGUUACAUGAGGAAUCAUAAAUGAAAGAAAACAAGAUACCUUUUGUUUCAAACGUCAUGUCCUCGACAGAUUUUAAAGCACUUGUACAACGACUGUACGCACUCCAAGAGGAACGUGUAGAAGCUUACAAGCUGUUUCAUGAGGGUCACGAGGCCUACCUGAGGACCGGUCCCCAUUACGACUUUGAGCACUACAAGCAGCUGGUGCAUGAGAUCACCAAGGCCUUUUCUGGCAUGUCCAAGGAGAUGCUGGGCAUUAAGGAACGUCUAAGUCAGGACUUCAACCGCUCCGACCUGGCAGAACACAUAGAGCAGCUGCAGAUCAAGGAGAAAGUCAAGCUGGAACUGACAGCCAAGCUGCAAUUGGCCAAGCAGACGGCCCAGGACCACCCAGAUGAAGAGGGCUACCAGGACAAGAUCCAGGAAAUCAGACAGGACAUCAUCAAGAACCAGCAGGCCCUGAGUGAGAUCUUACAAGACUUCAAGUAUGACUCUGAAGAGCCCGAAUGAUGAGAGGAGAGGGAGAGGGGGUGAAUAUCAGACUGGGGAAGGAGAGAGUAGUAAUGAUAUUGGGAUGCGGGAGAGAAGAGGUGAUGUCUGGAGGAUGAGGGAGGAUGAGAGAGGGGGCGCUUUCCGUGGACUUGUGGAGAGUCAUAAGGAGGCUGCACAACCACAUUGCUGACACUGACGAAUGCCCUGCUCCUCUCCUUCAACAAUCCUCUUCUUCUCUACUCAGCUCUCCUCAGCUGAGAGAGAGAGAGACUUCUUCACCACUCUCUCUUUCCUCCUGUCUUCAGAGAGCGAGAGAGAGAGAGAGACUUCUCCGCCGCUGUCUCCCCCUGUUCUUGUCUGAAUUAUUGAUCUCCUGCCUGAGUUGCCCACUCCUGGAGGCUUGCGGGUCGAAGGGAUGCCUCUCUCUCUCGCCACCACUCUCACCUCACCUCAUCUCACCGCCUCUGUCUCCCACCACCUGGCCACUGUUACCCAGAGGGAGGAGGAGGUGGAGGAGGAGGAGGUUGUUGAAGAGACCCCAGGACUCAUGCUGAGUAGGCUGCUCAUAUUGAUGUGUACAUGCAUACACAUUGGUGUGUGUGUGUGUGUGUGUGUGUGUGUGUGUGUGUGUGUGUGUGUGUGUGUGUGUGUGUGUGUGUGUGUGUGUGUGUGUGUGUGUGUGUGUGUGUGUGUGUGUGUGUGUUUUCUUACCUUGGCAUUUUUGUAUUAUCUGCACUUAGGGUGCAUCAGCCAGCCACUCUUACCCACUUAACCUCUGGAAAUGGACACUGCACUACUGUCUCUGUACCUGCAGUAAAAUCUAAAAAUAUCGACCUGCAUAUUGACAUUGAGCUUUCCUUUUUGAUUUUUUAAAAUACCUUCUUCCUUGUCAAUGCAGAUGUUAACACUCGCAGGUGUUAGUGCAGUGAUUUUUUUCAAUGGAUUCCCAAUUAAAAUCAUUUUAUAUUAA